Molecule: messenger RNA, 727 nt
Organism: Lycium barbarum (goji berry)
Lineage: Eukaryota; Viridiplantae; Streptophyta; Magnoliopsida; Solanales; Solanaceae
Product: protein TERMINAL FLOWER 1-like
Exons: 4
Coding region: 50-580 (176 amino acids)
Biological process (GO): negative regulation of flower development; vegetative to reproductive phase transition of meristem
Cellular component (GO): cytoplasm; nucleus
Source: RefSeq, a predicted model, not a curated record
AAUCUCUCUCAAAGUUCCUAGCAAUCCAAAAAAGCUCUCUCUCUCUCUCAUGGCAAUUAAGAAUAUAGAGACUCUAGUUUUGGGGAGAGUAAUAGGAGAUGUUGUUGAUUCAUUCACUCCCACACUAAAAAUGACAAUAACUUACAACAAUAAACAAGUUUACAGUGGCCAAGAGCUCCUCCCUUCUGCAGUCAUUGCUAGACCUCGGGUUGAGGUCCAAGGAUCUGAUUUGAGAACUUUCUUCACUUUGGUCAUGACAGACCCUGAUGUUCCUGGCCCUAGUGAUCCGAACCUAAGAGAACACCUUCACUGGAUAGUAACUGAUAUUCCAGGAACAACAGAUGCCACUUUCGGAAAAGAGUUGGUUAGCUAUGAGAUGCCAAGGCCUAAUAGUGGAAUACAUAGGUUUGUGUUUGUUCUCUUUAAGCAAAAAUGCAGACAAUCAGUAGUUAGCCCAUCACCGGCUGCUUCAAGGGAUCACUUCAACACUCGCAACUUUGCCAACGUUAACGAUCUCGGUCCGCCUGUCACCGCCAUCUUCUUCAAUGCACAACGAGAAACAGCCGCCAGGAAACGCUAACGCAGUUUGCUUAAGUCUGUCCCUAAUAAGUUUGAUGUAAACAUCCGAUGUAUGACUUAUAUAUUUUAUUUUGUUCGGUGGUAUAUGACUAGUAGAGCCAUCAAUGGCAUAUGCAGGAUGUUUUGUAAGCGGUAUCAAUGUUUAAGA